AAAUAUAAGUUCUUCAUAAAGUUUAAUUAUACACAUUUGAUUCUGUUCCAAAGUUUUAUUUUAAAGGUUCAAACCGGAAGUCGAGAGUUGCUCUUUGCAGCCUCACUGGUAGUUCAAACUGCUUAUUACCCCUGGAAAGGGGAUGUGUGUUUCCAUAUGACUUGUUGCACGCCCCUCUCACUUUGACGCAUAUCAACACAGGCUGCGCGCUUUAGUUCAAUUCGGCUCGAUUUACCAAGACCUGCCUCGCUGUCUGACGGUGAACAAUGCAGACCCAGUCACAAAAGUUUGUAAAGUUUGUGUCACUCACGAGGAAAGCGGCGAGGGAUCUCUUGAUUGACUGCAGGAUGGUUUAGACUCCGAGUGAUUUUUUUUCCCUGUGGAAAGUUAUCUGAAGAGUUAGAGGGAGAUACGAAGAGCUGCGCUUUGGUGCCAGAGGGGAUCAUUUGGCUUUCCUUUCUGGAUUUGGCAAGAGCACCGGGAGCUUUAUCUGGAUUAUAAAUUAAACUUAAACUAUCACUUCUGAAGCAUUUUAUUCUUUUAGUAGCAUCUUAUCAGAGUUUUGUUUCGGACAACUCUUGGAUAAUCUUUACUGUGGAGCAACUUUUGGAGACGUUGGAUCUGAAUUACGCACGGGAUUCCUCUGACAAAUGACAGCUUUUAAGGGAUUUUUUGCGCUCUUAAUUCACCCCCUCGGCUCCUUGUAUCGCACCAAUCCACGGCACCACUCCCCUCGCCAGGUGAGGUAACCACGGGGAGUGAAAGUUUCUCUGUUUCUUCCCCGAGGAUGUGGGGAGGAGGAGGUUUACCGAUGUAUGUCACCGUGAUCGCGACUCUUCUCUUGGUCAUCAUUAACGUGAAAGCCAGUGGAGAGUAUUGCCACGGCUUUCACGACUCACAGGGCGCGUGGAAAGAAGGUUUCCAGUGCCCUGAGAAGAUCGACGGCGAGGACUCGAUCAUCUGCUGCGGGAAAUGCGAGCUGCGCUACUGCUGCUCCAGUACGGACGCGCGGCUGGAUCAGGGGAGCUGCGACAACGACCGGCAAGAUCCAGGGACAGAGAGCAAGGAGGACAAGGAUUCUGGUGCAGUGCCCAUCUACGUGCCCUUCCUGAUUGUGGGCUCUGUCUUUGUGGCUUUCAUCCUGGUGGGCUCUGUGGUCGCUGUGUGCUGCUGCCGCUGCCUCCGACCCAAACAGGAGCUUUCAUCAGGAGGUGCGACAGGAGGCGGAGCCGGUGGCGGACGCCUUUUGGAGACCAUCCCUAUGAUGGCCAGCUCAGGGACCUCCAGAGGCUCGUCAUCCCGCCAGUCCAGCACGGCAACCUCGUCCAGCUCCUCCGCCCCACCGGCUGCUCCCCGCCAAGUUCCCCCUCCUCUCAUGCGGGCUCAGGCCUCCUGCUGCCUGCCCCCUGACGCCAGCGUCUUCGUCAACAUGCCCACUAACUUCUCUGUGCUCAACUGCCAGCAGGCCACACAAAUCAUGCCUCACCAGGGGCAGUUUCUGCACCCGCAGUACAUUGGCUAUGCCCAUCCUGUGGCUGCCACAGCAGCCUUCCUGGACCCCACUCAGGGAGGAUACAGACCUCUCCAGUCCCCCUGCCCGCCUCCUACCAUUGGGUCCAGUGUCAACAGUGAUCAGAAAUUCCCUCCAGUUACUGUGUGAUGAUGGGCCGACCUGCAGACCACUCUGUCGUGAAGUUUAAACCUGUGAGGGCCGUGUUAGAGACCUUAAAGGCGAGCUGCCUGAGUGGAAAAGAAAUGCAGGAAAUCAGACUCACAUGAAGGACUUAUGAGGCAGCAGGGUCUGCCUUCCUAAUGUGUGAUGUGUGUGUCUGUUUGUGUAAUGUGACCCCUUGGCAAGUUGAAAUGAGCGAAGCUCAACUUAUGAUGGGAUCAGACAGAUGUCGACGGAAAACAAAUUUCUGUCUUGAUGUAAAGUCAAAACUGAAAAUUGGAGUGUUUUACAGCCCAGGUGGGCGCUCGUGCACAGCUCCCUGCAGCCUGCAGCUCAAACAGUGCAGUGCAUGUGUGUUUGCAUGUCUGUGUACGAGAGUGAGAAAAAGAUUUGUUGGCUUAUAAGUGCUAGUUUGAGUGAUGACUGAAUGAUUUAUAGCAGUGAACUGUAUGAAAAGUGGAUAUUCAGGCAAAAAAAUAUGACCACAUGCUGUGUUUAUGCCAUGUGCACAUCUGCACUUACAUACAGUGUGUGUUUGUUUAUGCUGAAAGUAUUAGGAGAGAAAGCUUGUGAAGAGAUGUCUGUACUGUGUGUGUGUGUGUGUGUGUGUGUGUGUGUGUGUGUGUGUGUGUGUGUGUGUGUGUGUGUGUGUGUGUGUGUGUGUGUGUGUGUGUGUGUGUGUGUGUGUGUGUGUGUGUGUGUGUGUGUGUGUGUGUGUGUGUGUGUGUGUGUGUCUCAGUGUGGAUGGACGGGGUUGUGUGAGUAACUAUGAGUGAGCUGUGUGUAAUGGGAAAUGCAGGUGGUGUGAUGUGAAAGGCAGUCGCAACCUCCCUGUAGACCAUUUAAAGUCUAAUGAAGUGAACACAGGACAUAGACUGUGACGCUCCACCCUGCAAUGCCCCACUGCCCCCACCCUACUUCUGCCACCCAAAAAGAAAAAACAGAAAUAAUCCCAGCUGCCCCGAGCGGAAACACACCAACCCAACAGAAAAUAAUCACGAGGUAACAGUUAAUGUACCUGACAGGUGUGAGUGUGACAGAGAGGGAGGAGUCAGCUCUCUGAAGAUUACACAAUUAAUUAUGCUGCCAACUGCCCCUUCAUUUCUUUACUGCCAGUGUGUUUGAAUGUGUGUGUUUGUGCGUGUGUGUGUAUUUAACACUCCCACAGGUCAGUGCAGAGUGCACAAGCGGCUCCAGGGCAGCUCUGAGUCAUUAUUUUUCCACUGAAAAAGGCACAGAGUUGCAGUUAUUAGUUGUUAAUCUGAAAGGUUGAUUUUGGUGCUUCACAGUGCAGCAUGCUGCUGUGUGCAGCUGGCUCACUGGUAACUCAGUAACAUGCAACCUGAGGAAUGUGCUGCUCCACUGAGCAUGCAGCACGAGAUGUCCCAAAGUACUAACAAUGGGAACAUUUGCAUCGGCACUCCCGGCGCCGUGUCUGUGAGACACAGUGUGCAGCGUGUGAGAGGUAAAUAAGAGUAUCUGUAAAACGAUGGAUAAUCAUCGGUCUCAUUUUGAUGCAGGAGUGACAUUUUCAUAUGAAUUCUAUAAAUAAACAGCUUUUAAACAA
This is a messenger RNA of Notolabrus celidotus (New Zealand spotty), 3239 nucleotides long. Its product is annotated as protein shisa-2. NCBI's taxonomy places the organism in Eukaryota, Metazoa, Chordata, Actinopteri, Labriformes, Labridae. The coding region runs from base 788 to 1660 and encodes 290 amino acids. The transcript is spliced from 2 exons. The record is from RefSeq and is a predicted model, not a curated record.